UUUAAAUCCGUCGGUCCUGUUGCCGCGAUGGUGCUGUGUUGCCGAAGAACUAAACCAGCCUUGGAUGAUGAAGAGGCUCGGAAAUACACGAAGCAGUUCGCGGAAACGAAAAAAAUUUUGCUUUUGGGGACCGGCGAGUCGGGAAAGACGACGAUAAUAAAGCAAAUGAAAAUCCUGCACAUAAACGGUUUCUCCGAGGAGGAGAGGAAAGCGAAAAUUCCGAACAUCAAACAAAAUAUUCACGAGUCAAUUUACGACAUUGUGAAUCACAUGAACAAAAUUUCUCCCCCAGUCGAUACGGCGGAAGUAAUUUCGAAAAAAUCAAUCGAGUUUAUUUUGGCCAUCGGCCCGAACGAACCCUCCGAAUACACGCAGGAAUAUUUUGAUCACGUCCGAGUCGCCUGGGCUGACCGGGGAGUCAAAGAGACCUUUCGAAGGUCCAACGAGUAUCAGCUGAUAGACAGUGCAGAGCAUUUUCUCGAUCGGGUGGACGAAAUCUGUCAGCCCUCGUACGUCCCGACCACGCAGGACAUCCUUUUCUGUCGGGUGAUGACGAUGAACAUAUCGAAAAUCGAAUUCGAGGUGCCCAUAUCGAAAUUCCAGGGCGGGAACGCCAAAUUUUGGAUGUACGACGUCGGUGGUCAGAGGGGCCAUCGAAAACGGUGGAUCCAAGCGUUCGACGGGAUCCAGGCGAUACUUUUUUUGAUGGCCGCCAGCGAUUUCGAUCAAAAUUUGAGAGAGUGCGAGAGCAAGAACAGGCUCAAGGAAUCCUUCGACUUGUUCAAAGACGUCUACCAGAAUAGAUUCGUGAGGGACGCCGGCCUAAUCGUGUUUCUCAACAAGCAGGAUCUAUUGAAAAGAAAAAUUAUCGAGCAAAAUAGGAAACUCGAAAAGUAUUUUCCGGAAUUCGCUGGUUAUGUUCCCGACAAAAAAGACGGUUGGGACGAAAGGGACGAGUAUGACAAGGCUCGGUUCUUCAUGAAAGACAAAAUUAUGGCCAUCGCUUCGACGCCGGUCAAUAUCGAAAGCGUGGGAUUCGUCCCAGGAUACAAUAUAAACGAAGACCUGCCCCCUAGAGAAGUGUAUCUACAUUACACAAUCGCCACCGACACAAACAACAUAAAAAAAGUUUUCGAAAGCGUGCAGGAAAUGUUGUUGAAAAAUAUUUUAGAAAAAGCCUUCAGUUUGUGAUUUUAUAUUUAGAUUAGGUUAAAAAAUAAAAAAUAAUAAAAACACCUCCACUAGCAAAAACGAAACAGGUUAACAUCAAUUAACCUAGCAAAAAAUUCCUUGAACUACUUUUUUAAUUUAAUCGAUCAAUUCGGUAAUAGCCUGGCCGAUUAAUCCUGGUACAUUUGGCCAAUCGAAGUAAACAAAAAUAGCAAUUUGGAAGGAAUUAAAUGUUAUUACUGAUUUAUUAGUCGUGACAGUAACAGUACAAAUAUCUUCAGAAAUAAAAAAUAUAACGUAAUCCUGUAGUUUACGCAUUUGACAGAUGUCAUAGAUACCAAAAUUGUUAUUUCUUUAUAGCACUUUUCGGCCCUUGUUGCCAUUUAUUCAAUUCACUUCAGUUUUAACAUCUAAAAAUCUAUGAUACUGCUGGAGUAUGGAUUAUUCCCAAAACUU
Messenger RNA from Cylas formicarius (sweet potato weevil), 1626 nucleotides. RefSeq names its product guanine nucleotide-binding protein G(f) subunit alpha (gene Galphaf). The coding region runs from base 28 to 1191 and encodes 387 amino acids. The transcript is spliced from 6 exons. Gene Ontology annotation, biological process: adenylate cyclase-modulating G protein-coupled receptor signaling pathway. The record is from RefSeq and is a predicted model, not a curated record. Gene Ontology annotation, cellular component: heterotrimeric G-protein complex. NCBI's taxonomy places the organism in Eukaryota, Metazoa, Arthropoda, Insecta, Coleoptera, Brentidae. Gene Ontology annotation, molecular function: GTPase activity; GTP binding; G-protein beta/gamma-subunit complex binding.